This is a messenger RNA of Terrapene triunguis (Three-toed box turtle), 5180 nucleotides long. RefSeq names its product GLE1 RNA export mediator (gene GLE1). Bases 35 to 2158 code for a protein of 707 amino acids. Lineage: Eukaryota; Metazoa; Chordata; Testudines; Emydidae. Gene Ontology annotation, molecular function: phospholipid binding; translation initiation factor binding; inositol hexakisphosphate binding. Gene Ontology annotation, cellular component: nuclear pore cytoplasmic filaments; cytoplasm; nuclear pore. The transcript is spliced from 16 exons. Gene Ontology annotation, biological process: poly(A)+ mRNA export from nucleus; regulation of translational initiation; regulation of translational termination. The record is from RefSeq and is a predicted model, not a curated record.
GGCUGGCUGGCGGUGAUCCCUAGGCUGGGCCGAGAUGCCGUCCGAGCGGUAUCGCUGGGAGACCCUGGAAGCGCUGAAGGGCUCCAGCAAGGGGCAGCUGAGCUACUCCCGGGACUGGCUGCUGCGGGGUGAGGAUAUUUUGGAAGGAUGCAGGUCCCCUCCCAAGUUGUCCUCCUACUCUGGCUGGGUGCUGGAUCGAGUGAUCUCCCAAUCUCUACAGGAAACACCUCUCUCCCGAAGUUCAACACCCAAUGAAUCCAUUCCCCCUACAGAUGACCAGCCGCCCUCCCUUGCAAAGACCACUUCUCCUGCCAGCCAGCUGCGCUCCUCACCACUUUCGUCUGCAGCACCCAGUGAAACAAAGGGCAAUGAAGAUCUUAGUCUGCUGGAGACAGACCAUGAAGUCCAUCUUAUGGUUCUACCAUCUAAAGUUACAGAGGUGGAAGGCUGCAUAUGGAUGUACGAGGAGGUCCAUAGGUUGAAAGGAAAGGAGGGGCUCAGGCAGCGGCAGGAGCAGCAAGAGCAGGUGGUGAGAGCGGUUUCUGAUAUGGCGAGUGAGCAGCUGAAGCGCUUUGAUGAGCUGAAGGAAUUAAAACAGCACCAGGAAUACCAGGACCUGCAGGAAGUGAUGGAGAAGAGCUCCAGGGAGGCCCAGGGUCAGCAGGAGAAGUUGAAAGAGGAACAUCGACACAGAGCAAAGAUUUUAAACCUGAAACUUCGUGAAGCAGAACAGCAGAGGCAGCGUCAGGAGGAGUUGGAGCGUCUGCGCAAGGAAGAAGGCCAGGAAAGGUUGCGCCGGCUCUAUUCCAUCCAGGAAGAGGUGCUGCAGCUUAACCAGCAGAUUGACCCCAACUACAGACAUAAAGACUUGCCAAGGAUAGAUCUCUCAGGGUUCAGUAACCGUGGCAACCAGAUCUGCGGGCUCGUGUCAGGGCUCAUUCGCACCACUAGUGAGAGAGGUUUCCCUACUCAGGUAGAUGUAGCCAACACUGAGCGAGCACUGCAGGAAAUGCGAGGGUUAAUAUCUAGCAUGCAACAAGAAAUUGCCACAGCUUUGGAAGAGAAAAGGAAGCGGGAUGAAGAAGAGGAGAGAGAGAGGCAGAAGGAGUUACAGAAACAAGAGCAGCUGAAGGCCCAGACUCCAGUCCCUGCACAACAUCCACGGGGAAAAGAGCAGAAGGAAGUAUUAGGACUUCAGGUUAAGGCAGAGGAGAGCACAAUGCAGUGGUACCAGCAAUUGCAGGAUGCCUCUGACCAGUGUGUUGCUUCCUUUAGUGGAUUGACUGACGGCAAAGACAAUCAGGUGAAGAAUAUCAGAAUGGAUCUCCAGAAAGCAGCCAGCAUCCCUGUGAGCCAGAUUUCUUCCAUAGCAGGCUCUCAGCUAAGAGAGAUAUUUGACAAAAUCAAUAACCUUCUCUCUGGAAAGUCUGUUCAGUCUGGAGGGCGAACUGUUUCGGUGACUCAACAUCCACAGGGUCUGGAUUUUGUUUAUUACAAACUGGCGGAGAAAUUUGUGAAACAAGGAGAAGAGGAAGUGGCUUCUCACCACGAGGCAGCUUUCCCAAUUGCUGUGGUGGCUUCAGGAAUCUGGGAAUUGCACCCCAGGGUGGGAGACCUCAUUUUAGCUCACCUGCACAAAAAGUGCCCCUACUCUGUACCAUUUUAUCCUGCAUUCAAGGAGGGGACUCCCAUAGAAGAGUAUCAGAGGAUACUUGGUUAUCAAGUUAAGGAUUCCAAGGUAGAGCAGCAGGAUAAUUUCCUUAAACGGAUGUCUGGAAUGAUCCGUCUUUAUGCUGCUAUCAUUCAACUACGGUGGCCUUAUGGAAACAAACAAGGAGUUCUUGAGGAGUUUGUAUCGUACAAAUUUGUAAGAGUCCUCUCUCAAUUACAAGGCCCAGUUCUGAAAUCUGAUCUCUGUUACCCUUAUGGUUUUGUGUACCAGGUGUGUGGCAAUGCGCUCAUGAAACACUACCAGGUCCAGUUCUGGAAGAUGCUGCUACUUAUCAGAGAAGACUAUUUUCACAGGAUUGAAGCAAUCACCAUUUCUGGACAGAUGGGGUCUUUAAUGCGGCUUAAGCAAUUCUUGGAGAAAUGUUUGCAGCGGAAGGAAAUUCCUUUACCAAAGGGUUACCUGCCUUCUUCCUUCUGGAGGUCAUAAGUCGGUUCCUUCCCAUUUUCAUCUUCACAAGAAUUCAAAGAAUUUCCUGACCUUCUUAUUACAUUCAGGACCAAGAAUACAUAGAAAUGUAAAUCUUACAUUUGUAUUUACCUGGAUGCUGUGGAUAUUUUCAACUGAAACAUUUUUACCCAUCUUUGAUCCUAUUUUAUGUUGAACAGAAUUUGGAGCUUCAGUAACUAACUUGUCUCAUGUAACUUAUUUUGCAAAUUAUUUUAAGCCAUCUGUUUGCAUUUGAUUAGCUUUACGGACUCUAUUGUGCAGUGUAUUAUGGAAUAUGAGAGGCUCCUUCACAUCUUGAACAAGUACAGUGAAUAAGUGUCAAGUGCAUAAACUUGUCUAAAUGAUCCAUUAGACUUCAGAGUUUACUUACAGUAAGCAAUGGCUUUCAGGUGGGAAUUUUGCUCUGAAUUGAUCAAUCUGUCACAGUUUUACAUGAAACUGCAAAUAGAAAUACCUCACUACUUUAGUCAUAUUAAGGUCUAAAUGUAAGAAAUCCUUCUGUAGAACUUUAUUUUUGCAUUUUAUGUGAUUAGGUAUUUUAAAGUUAUUGUUUCAUUGUUAACAGCAUUGGAGCCCAUAGGAAAAUUCAUUUUGUAUCUGGCUGCCUAAAAAUCCAAAGCAGCAAAAGAGGUGGUUAUGUUAACAAGGCUGAUUUGAUGUCGGUCAAAUGUCACUUUGGUCUUAGAGACAGCAUUGAUCUCUUCAUCUUUCCCCAGGGAAGGUCUUAAAAUCACCAGCUCUUUCGUUUUAACUUGGAAAUUCUGAUUUUUCCUACUGACGCAGCAUUCCUUAUUUACCUGGGUUAGACUUGAUUUUACAGCUACAUAGGCAAUAUGAUGGCUGCUGAAGAACAGAUCACUGCUUUUUGUUUUGGGGAUUUUUUUAAAGGCUUUGCAUGUGUGUAAUAUCUUUACUGUGAGGUUCAUGAAACUGCACAGUUCCUUCUAUCCAUGAUCCACCACAUGAAAUCUAGCUUAGAAUUGGUCUGACCUCCCUCCCCCCCCCCCCCCCCAAAAAAAAAGGCUGGUGGAAGGACACUUAACAGCUUUGUGUCUUCUUCAGUACUGAUAUUGUGCUAUCACAUGAAGAAAUUAGAAGAUACAGUCCCCUUGGCUUGUCUAAAGAUGAACUGAACUGUGGUAUUGACCUAUGUAGAAAAAAGCCUUUAUGACUUGGGCAGACGUGGAUUGUGUUAGUUUUACUGCAGUUUGUGUAUAAAGUACUGUAAUAGUUUUGUACUAAGAUAGUGUAAUGGUGAAUUAUUCUAAGAAUGGUUCAUUCUAGAAUCUUCUUUGAAAAAAUGUUAAGUUUUUAAGACUCUUUUUAACCUAAAGCUGAUGCAGUUUACUUCUCUCUGUGUGUGCCUGUGAUGGUGCCAAGUAAGUUUCUGGGAAUCCCUAAUGGGUGUCUGUACCAAUAUGUUAUGGGAGGUCAGAUUGGGAGGUGAUUUUUGACCGUUAGUGGAGUGCACUCUGCCUGAGAGGCCAUUGAAGAGGUAGCAGUUACAUGCUAUAUGUUAAUAUUUCUCCCAUUUCUAGUGGACAGCCUUGUAGUGAGAGUUGACAGCUAAAGUGAGUUGGAUACCUAAUCACUGGGAACUGGGCUGUACACUCAUUUUUUGUAGUCCACUUAACAGCCAUCAGAUGGUAGCCACUUGCUUUCUGUUGACCUGGGCUCUGUUUGAAGUAGUAUCCUAGAAUCAACUAGACCUCUCCUCUUUUUCUCCCUCUCCCUUUGUAUAUUUGAUGAAGACCCUUUAAUUCAGAAAUAGUUCAGAUAAAGGUUGUUCUAGCAAAAUUAAUAGCAUUUUACAUUUUCAUGUUUUAUUGGCAUUUUUUGUCACCGAGACCUCCAAAAAUGUUUAUAGUCUUUAGUGAAGAGCAAGUUUUGAGAGAGAGGAAAUUAAAUGAAAAUAAGUAAAAACUCAGACAAGAACAUGAUUGUAUGUAUUUGAGAAAUGACCAUUGAGGCAAAGUGUUUCACAAAACACUGCCACAAACACUAUUUAAGCAAUAUUAUAACAAGAUUUUGAGUAUCUAUGAUGAAGUCAUUUACUGAUAAAGCUUAUGCUAUAGUGUUUAAUAAUAUGUAUCUGUAUAUCUUAAAUUUUGUAUCUUGAACUUUCCCAGGAAGUACAUUUUAAAAACACUGUCCUUAAUACAAGGAAAAAAAAAAAAAAAAAAAGUCUGAUUGCUUGGAGUUGAUAAUACUGAUAGCUGUUCUAGAAUGCUAUUAAAAGGAUACAGGGGGAGAUUGUCAAAAGCACAAAGGACAGUUAGGUACUCAAGUCCUAUUAGUGCCUUGUAAAAUUUAUCUCACUGUGCCUAUGUUUAGCGAAGCAACCAUUCCUAUAAUGAACAAACUAAAAUGUAUUUAAUUACAUCUUGACUAUCUAAUGCUUACUGUUGUGGCCAUCUUGGAUAAUAUUUGUUUGACACUGCAAAUAUUGAAUAUUUUGGUUAAAUAUUACAGAUUUUGUGUAAGUUCUAGUGUGGAUCAUGUUUUAUGACAAUAUGCAAGGCAGGAAGCUUUGUGUAUAAAGUACUGUAAUAGUUUUGUACUAAGAUAGUGUAAUGGUGAAUUAUUUUAAGAAUGGUUUGUGUAUAUUAGGGAUAUUGAUGAAGGUGCAUGGUUUUUAUAAAUACUAUAAGGAUGUUGAGCUUUUCUGCCCCACUUAUGAAAGACUGUUGCAAUGGAUUGCCAUGAUGUUUUGAAACUAUAUUUAAAUGUAGCAAUAAAUUUAUUUUUUAAAAUGCUUCCACUUAAUGUAUUUGCAUAACCAAAAUGUAAUCUAUACCACCUUUCCAAGGGUAGUUCAUAAUUGUAUCUAAUGGUGUCUAAUGUAAGUGAAGUCUCAUUUUUUGUUGCAACUGUUUUUUCCCAUUUGUCAAUUUGAGUGUUGGCCAUCUUGCUGUACCAGGGUAUUUAAAGAUCUUCUCAAUGCAGAAUGUAAUAUAAUGUAUUUAAAUAAUCCCAAAUGCAUUUAAAGGAUUUGUUUCAA